UCUCUCUCUCUCUGUCACACACACACACUCACACACCCUCAGACGCCGGUCCCACAUGCUGCAGACUCUCUCUCAUCACUCCGGUCGACGCUUCAGCUCCGUGUGAUGCGCUCUGCGCUGCGGCUCUGAUUCGGCCCCGAGGGGCCCGGGACAGGGACCUGUCCGUCUGUCCGACACCAUGGACCUCUGUAACGCAGCGGUCCUCCCAUAGCCCUCCACAAGAGACAUGGACGGCCACGGGCCGGACGCCAGUCAGCUGUCCGACGAGGCGCUGCUGACGCUGGGGAAGGAGGAUCUGAUUCGGGGGCUGCGGAGGAUGGAGAGCCGCAACCUGGAGCUGAUGCUGGAGCACGGCAGCCUGAUGAAGGACGUGAACCGCAGCCUGCAGGUGCACCUCCAGGAGAUCCGCAGGCUGAAGGAGGUCAACCAGAAGCUCCAGCACGACAACCAGGAGCUCCGGGAGCUGUGCUGCUUCCUGGACGACGACCGGCAGAAGGGCAAGAGGGUGUCCCGCGAGUGGCAGAGGUUCGGCCGCCACACGUCCGGCGUCCUGUGGCAGGACGUGGGGCUCUACCAGCAGAAGUUGCGGGAGCUGGAGGCCAACCAGGAGGCGCUGACGACGGAGAACGCGGAGCUGAGGGAGAUGGUCCUCAUGCUGGACGAGGAGCGCAGCGGGGCCGGCUCCCGGAGCUCCGUCGGCAGCCAGUCCAGCCUGGGCCCCCCGGGCCCGGCGGCGGCGCGGGACGUCGGGGACGGCAGCAGCGCGUCCAGCACCGGGAGCGCCGGCAGUCCCGACCACCAGCCCCACGGCCACUCCUGCAAAGCCCCCGAUGGGAGGCCCGCGGCCCACCCGCUGAGAGGCGCCGGGCUCAGCGCGGGCUACGUCACACAGCUGGAGAGCAAGGUGAAGAUGCUGGAGGACGAAAACAGGCAGCUGCUGUCACAGGGCGCUGCUCGAACCCCCUCUCCCCCAGGGCUCUACAGCCCCCCAGGGCAGAAACCAGAGGCGAUAGUCCACGCAAUGAAGGUGUUGGCAGUCCAUGAGAAGCUGGACAGGCAGAGCUCGCAGGAAUACGACGACGAUCUCAGCGAGAAGGAGAAGGCCAUCGUCAGAGAGAUGUGCAACGUGGUUUGGAGGAAGCUGGGCGAUGCUUCCGGCUCCAUGCCGUCCGUCCGACAGCAGCUCUCAGGAAACCAGCUCAAAGGGCCUUCGCAGAUGUCAGAGUCCAAGUGAAGCCCCCAGAGGUCCCAGCAGCCCUGCAAUCCCAGUUUGGACAGGAAGCUUUUCAGCCCAGUGUUUCCUGUCUCGACUCUAUAAAAAACAGACGUCAUCACUAGGUCCGGAAAGUGAAGCCAAUGCGGAAGUGCCUAAAAACCUGUAUUGUCUGGAAUGGCCAGCAGAGGGCGACUUGCAAAAAAGAAGUCAGCUCCGUAGAAGCCUACGAGAAGAUGACUCUACUUCUCACUUGAUUUAUAACGUCUGUAUACAUUCUCCUGCGGAGGUUAUGGGUCAAUCUAUAGUUCAAGUCUUCUUCAAUACAGCACGAUGUUCAUUUCGUUAAUGAUGGUCUCAUUUGGAUUUUUUAAAAAUGGAGGAUACAGCACCGUAUACCUUGGAGCAUGCAUACCCUGUGAUUGACAGCUAAUACCGUCCAAUGGGGGCAGGUCACGUGUAGGUGGACAUGCAGUUGACGAUCUCUCGGUCAGGCCCAUCCGCCAAACUUCCAAACAUGGUCACUUCUGGUUUCAAAAAAACCAAGAUGGCGCUGGCAAAAAUGCUAGCUCCCAAACCAAUGGGUGACGUCAUGGCGGGUUGCCACUUAGCUGCUGAAUUACAGCUUCUUCAGUCUGAGGUCAUGAUGGAUAUACAUCUUAGUUCAACCGAGAUGUAGAACUCAAAUCCAAACCCUGCAAGACUAUUUCUGUUACCAAGACAGAAACACAGACACAUUCUAUGGAAGUCAUUCGAAGCCUUGAAGUCCAAAUGUGAGCAAUGUGGACUAUGCCUGGUUGGAACCGAAGCAAUGUACACAAACACUCAAUGAGGUUUUCUCUGCUUUUACAUUUCCUUCCAUUAAUCUGAUUGGUUAACCUCAGCCCCCAUCAAAAUGUUCAUUUCUUUUCUUUUAGGCUACAUGACCUUGGAGUGGUGUUGUUCACACUGUAAAUGCACAGCAGGAAUGGAAAAAGCUCUAUUAAUGUCUAAAGUUCACAUGUCAAUUGGUACAGGUAUUAAGAGAUAGAUAUUCAAGAUACUUUAGAUAAUUAACUUGUGUGCACUAGAUAUUAAAAUAAUCCCUCAUCUUUCAUGACUUACGGAGCUCCGUAGCAAUUUGAUUGGAUAAAACUCUCAUUGCGUCACCGAUUACUGUCAAGAAUUAUGCCGCCUUCACCACUAAUUGCCUUCAAAUGGUAAAAAAUGGUAAUCAGUUUCUACCAGGCCUGGGCGAUAUGGAAAAAAAUCUUAUCGCGAUAAUUAUCGAUAUCGAUAUAUAGCACUAUAUAAAUCUAAUGACUAAUUCUGUCACACUUAAAGGUUGUGAGAUGUGUCCGUCGGGACGUCUUCUUCGGUAACGCUGUCGCUCGAGUUAACAUUUCCUGUCGUCAUUUUCUCUUUUACCUUGCUCCCACUCCAGACGGACUGAUGUGCGCGACCGCAGUAGCCCAAACAUUAACGUGCUUCUCCUACGCUCUGCUGUGUGCCUCAACCUAACUUGAUCGCUUCGGCACGCCGCUAUUCUCUUUUUAUUAUUGGCUGUUCGUGUUGUCGGUCAAAACAGGGAUGGGACUAGUUCUAUCCAAGUUGUAUCGACCAUGUCCUAUAUUUCUAUCGAGGAAAAGUUAUUUUGCGAUAAUUAUCUUUAUCGUUCUAUCGCCCAGCCCUAGUUUCAACACAAAUUGAAUAUACAAGGGGCAGCAUACAGGAAGUAGAUUGGGUUAGUGUGACACAGCAUAUUUUGUGCUGUAUAGUCAUGAAUUUCAAAUCAUUUGGGAGUCAUUGAGAUUAGGGCUAUUAUCACAUACACAUAACCAUGAUGUUUAAAAAUAAUCACAUAUUGACAUUGAUAAUAAUCAAUGCACAUGAAAAUAUAAUUUCCAGAAUUUCCCAGCUUUGGAUCAUUAAAGUAUCUAUCUAUCCAUCUAUCAAUCUUUCUACAGUAUCUAAAGAACACCUCUUCAUUCAUUGCAAGCGUCUUUCUACCUUGAAGCAGACAACACAUCAGGCUCACACUCCAACAUAGAAGCUAUUAGUGUUUUGAGUGUAAUUAAAAAGCCCAAAAACAAAAAAAGUUAAAGAUACAUCGACUGAAAGCAUUAAAAAAGUUUUCCUAUACAGUACAUGAUGCAAUAAUUCCUAUGGCGGCAAUAGUGAAAUGUCUGAUAACAUGAUAGUUCAUGAAUUACGUUUUCCAUAACUAAUUAUAUUGAAUAUUAUGCCCUAAUCUUGUCACAAGUUGUUUUGUUAUGGAGUAAAGCACAAAUGAAAUACAUGAGUAGACUUGUGGACAGUGGGCUGUAAAUCUGUACCUUUGUUGAAAACCCUUUCUACAUUACACACAAAGCUGCUGACUGUUUCUAUUUGUGGAGAGCAUAACGUUGUGUUUGAAGAAUGUUGAAAUGUUUAAAAAGAACAGAAUUGGGACAUUGUGAAUGCACUGCUUGUUUUGACACUGAGUUGUUGGGCUCUAUCUUGAAAAUCUCAGCUCAUGGUCUCAAACUACUGAACAAGUGUCCGAAUCCACUAUUGCUAGUUUGAUGGCUGAAAAAGGAAAAGGUUUCUGCUUCAUCUCCAUUGUUCCAAAUGGUUGUUUUGGGGACAUAACCUGCAACAAACCACCAAUAAGUACAUCUGCCCAUUCCCUUUAACCGCCGGGUGCACUUGCACAUUGAUAUUAUAAUGGUGGAUGCAUGAGGACGAGCGAACGCUGCACUGCAGAGGAAAUGUUUUCACCCAUGGGUGCUUGGGCGUGCAUUUGCUGUUUGAACAAUAUCAGUGAAGGACAGUGUGAGGCCCAUUCCCUCAGACUGAGAUGCGUAUUGCAGAGAAAAGACCUGAAGAAGAAGAAGCAAUUUAUUAAUACUUAUACUGUAGGUUAUCAUUCAGUGGAAUUCCUGUAUAUUUUCGAGGAUGUAUGAAGCUGAAAAUGUACUUGAGCAAUAUAGCUUGAUGACAUGAAACAUUUGAGAUGGUUUUAAAUAAAAUGUCAAUAUUCUUUCUU
Scophthalmus maximus (turbot) is the source of this 4220-nucleotide messenger RNA. RefSeq names its product coiled-coil domain containing 85C, a (gene ccdc85ca). Bases 227 to 1234 code for a protein of 335 amino acids. The record is from RefSeq and is a predicted model, not a curated record. The transcript has 5 exons. Gene Ontology annotation, cellular component: apical junction complex. Lineage: Eukaryota; Metazoa; Chordata; Actinopteri; Pleuronectiformes; Scophthalmidae.